GUUUGGCCCACAUGCCGUGCUGUCAAGUAUGAGACAUGCGGCAUAAGUGGGAGAAGUUCUGCAUCAGCACUCCGCGCUCUUUCUUGACACCAUUGCAACCAUGUUACCUUCAACGAAAGUCGCUUUUUUCUUGAUAUCAAUUUACCACAAGAUAUAUAAACCAGACCAAAAGUCGCUCAAUAAAGAGUUUCGGACCCAUCAACAGUCAACAGUUCCUUUGUUAAUUACACACACACACAUACACAAUAUGGAAAAGUCUGCUGAAGAGGUCCACACCUCAUCCACCACUUCUCAUGACCAAGAAAAGAUAGCCCCAGUCGAGGACACACACGAUGACUACGACCCAAAUGCCUGGUACAAUAAGAAACUCUUUGGUGUUCUCCCACCAUACUCCAGUUCCAUGUUCCAGGUCGUCAUGCUUGCCUUUGUUGUUUUCAUGACCCCUGGUAUGUAUAAUUCCCUUUCCGGUCUUGGUGGUGCAGGUAUCAGUGACAAGGUCACUGCCGAUAACUCCACCGUCGCCCUUUAUGCCACCUUCGCUACCAUUGGUUUCUUUGGUGGUACUAUCUGUAACAUUGUUGGUCCAAGAGCUUGUCUUUGUUUCGGUGGUACUGGUUACGCACUUUAUGCUGGAUCUUUACUUGCUUACCAACAUACCGCCAACAAGGGUUUUGUCAUUUUCGCUGGUUGUUACUUGGGUAUUUGUGCCGGUUGUCUUUGGGCCGCUCAAGGUGCUAUUGUUUUGUCAUAUCCUACAGAAGAUAAGAAGGGUACAGCUAUUAUGAUCUUUUGGGUUAUUUUCAACUUGGGUGGUGUUAUUGGAUCUAUUAUUCCUUUGGCCGCCAACAUGGAAAACAAGAGUAAUAACGCUACCAACGGUACUUUCACCGGGUUCAUAGUUUUGAUGGCCAGUGGUUCCCUCAUUGCCUUAUUGAUGUUGCCAAUGGACAAGGUGAUCAAGUCUGACGGUACUAGAGUUCAAACCCAAAAGUUCCCAAACUGGAAGAAGGAAAUCAUGGGUCUUUUCAAGUUGGCCUACAGUCAACCAAUGAUUCUUUUGAUGUUCCCAAUGUUCUUCUCUUCCAACUGGUUCUACACCUACCAAUUCAACGCUGUCAACGCUGAUCGUUUCACCAUUAGAACUCGUUCUUUGAACUCUCUUUUGUACUGGACUUUCCAAAUGGUUGGUGCCAUUCUCAUCGGUACUAUUCUUGAUUUGAAGAUGUUCAGAAGAAGUGUUCGUGCCAAGAUUGGUUGGGCUCUUGUCUUUGUCUUUGGUAUGGCCAUUUUUGGAGGUCUCAAGUUCCAACAAGGUGUUACCAGAGAAAACGUCGCUGACAUCAAGCUCAUCGACUUCAAGGACUCCGGAUAUGUUGGUCCUAUGUUCCUUUACAUCUUCUACGGUGUCUACGAUUCCAUGUACCAAUCCUACAUCUUGUGGUGUCUUGGUGCCAUGAGUAACAAUGCUCAGACAGUUGCCUUGUACGCUGGUUUCUACAAGGGUAUUCAAUCUGCCGGUGCUGCUGUUGCUUGGAGAACCGAUGCCAUUGCCAUCCCAUUCAUUGACAUGUUCAUUUCCUCUUGGGCCUUGCCAGUCGGUUCCUUGUUUGUUGCCAUCCCAUUGAUCUUCUUCAAGAUCACCGACCACACUGAAGCUUCUCAAGAUGGUCUUGUCGACUCUGAAGUCCAUGACUUGAAGUCUAUCCGUAGUGGAGUUGAAUCCCCAGCCAUUGUUGUAUAAAUAUAUUAAUAAUAAAUAUUAGUUCA
[Candida] anglica is the source of this 1767-nucleotide messenger RNA. The record is from the annotation of a GenBank genome assembly. Lineage: Eukaryota; Fungi; Ascomycota; Pichiomycetes; Serinales; Debaryomycetaceae.